CGGUCCUCCGGGUGCGCUAGAGCGGCGCGAGCGCCUGGCGCCCGCGGCCAUGGAGGACGAGAAGAGCUUCUCGGAUAUCUGCGGCGGCCGCGUGGUGCUGCGGCGUCGCUACUACUCGCCGUACUGCCGCGAGUUCGGCCUCAGCUCGGCUCGGCUGUCGCUGCGCUCGCUGACCGCCGUCACCUGCGCCGUGUGGCUGGCGGCCUACGGACUCUUCACCCUGUGCGAGAAUAGCAUGAUCCUCUCUGCUGCCAUCUUCAUCACCAUCAUAGGCCUGCUUGGUUACCUCCAUUUUGUGAAGAUUGAUCAGGAGACUCUGUUAAUCAUUGAUUCACUUGGCAUCCAGAUGACUUCAUCCUAUGCUUCUGGCAAAGAAAGUACCACCUUCAUAGAGAUGGACAAGGUCAAGGAUGUUAUCAUUAAUGAGGCUAUUUACAUGCAGAAGGUAAUUUACUACCUCUGCAUUUUAUUGAAGGACCCAGGGAAGCCACAUGAGAUAUCCCAAGUAGUUCCUGUCUUCCAGAGUGCCAAGCCUCGUUUGGACUGCUUGAUUGAAGUAUACAGGAGCUGCCAGGAGAUUCUGGCACACCAGAAAGCCACAUCAACAAGCCCAUGAAUCUCAGCAUUCAAAGACCAGUGUUGUCUUUAUGGGAGAGGACUCCUAGACCAUAGUGGCUGGUUUACUUUCUGUACUGUAAAAAUCACUAGCUGGACACAGUCCUGGGAAUCAAAAUGGAUGAGUGAUCUCAGAGCUAUAGAGGAGGCGGCUGGAACUUGACUCAGUGUUUUGAUAUAUUAUAACGUUCCCCUUAUAGAUUUUAUCUACAUUACUAGUCAAGGGGAAACCUUAAGGAUUUUGACAUCAAAAGUAGGCCAGGCAUAGUGGCACAUGCUUUAAUCCCAGAACUCGAGGCAUAAACAGUGGUCUCAAGUUUGAGGCCAUACAAGGCUACAUAGUGAGGACCCCUCCCCUCAAAAAAGUAAUUCACAUGAAGAACACUCUAUGAAGUUUCUGAGCACGUUUAUAUUUGUGAUAAAAUCUGUGGAGUAUUGAGACUGGUGCCAGAUUCUACAAGAAAAAUAGAAUUUCCAUCUCCAUGGACUCUUGUCUAAAAGUUAGGGAAAGAAUAAGUUUUUUUUUAUGUAUGAAUUAGCAAGAAUAAAAUGCCUUACAAAGAGCUAGCCUCUGUCCAUCUAGCACCUAUGAUCUCUGCAGGAUGACUCUUAAUCCACAGCUUAGCUAGUGGUGUUACGGAUGCCAAUAAUCCCAGGACCCAAGAGGUGUCAACAGGAGGAUUGAAAGUUUGAGGCCAGCCUGGGCUACAUGGUGAGGCACUGUCUCAACUUGAAAAUAAAUAAAUAUCCAAAACACACAGGAAUUGCUGGUUCACUGACAGCUUUUUAUUAACAGGCGUACACAGCACU
Molecule: messenger RNA, 1425 nt
Organism: Chionomys nivalis (European snow vole)
Lineage: Eukaryota; Metazoa; Chordata; Mammalia; Rodentia; Cricetidae
Gene: Pigh
Product: phosphatidylinositol glycan anchor biosynthesis class H
Exons: 4
Coding region: 50-616 (188 amino acids)
Biological process (GO): GPI anchor biosynthetic process
Cellular component (GO): glycosylphosphatidylinositol-N-acetylglucosaminyltransferase (GPI-GnT) complex
Source: RefSeq, a predicted model, not a curated record